Molecule: messenger RNA, 1895 nt
Organism: Tarenaya hassleriana
Lineage: Eukaryota; Viridiplantae; Streptophyta; Magnoliopsida; Brassicales; Cleomaceae
Exons: 4
Coding region: 204-1895 (563 amino acids)
Source: RefSeq, a predicted model, not a curated record
UUGCAAAAAAAGAAAAAAAAAACAAUGCAUACAAAGGGAGAGAUAGAGGGAGAGAAUCAGAGAGAGUGAGAGAGACAUAGGAAGAUAUACCGGAGACACCGAGGGUCCAUACGCACCGUCGGUAACACAGACGUGAAGAGGACUCAUGUGCGGAACACAGACGACAGACACGUAGAGAAAAGGUCACUGGAAAACGACCGAAAAUGAACGGUCCGAAGGAUGUUCGGUGCAUGACCCGAAGUAGUGGAAGUGACAACUUGCAACCAUACGACCCCGAAAUUGAAAGAACGUAUAUCACUCGAAGAAGACAAACAAAAAUGGUGGGCGUCAAUAAUCAACCACCACGACUUCCACCACCCCCUCAAGCACCAGAACCAGCCUUACGACGGGAGCCACGAGCCGAGACGUACGGUGACUACAACUCACCCAAACCCACAGAAUUCCUGUCAUGCAUCCGAAGGCCACCGAUCAAUCGAACAAACUUUGAGCUCAAACCAGCAUUUAUUCAAAUGCUCGCAAGCAAAACUUUCGGAGGAUGGCCUCAUGAAGAUCCCAAUGUUCACCUCGCAACAUUCAAGAAAAUGUGCAAAUCAAUGAUUGUCGAAGGCGUAUCUGAAGAGGCAAUCUUUUUAUGGGCGUUCCCAUACUCCCUGGGCGAUAAAGCGGAACAAUGGUUAUUCAACUUAAAACCUGAUUCCAUCCAUACAUGGGAACAAAUGGAGCACAAGUUCUUGGAGGAGUACUUUCCGCCUCACAAGACGGCAAAUUUCAAGGUGAAAAUAAAUAAUUUUGUUCAAGAGAACGGCGAAAGUCUUUACGACGCUUGGCAAAAGUUCAAAGGUUACCAACGAGCGUGCCCACAUCAUGGCAUGGAUCGAAGGCACCUAAUCUCAACCUUCGUUGAAGGGUUAAGGAAAGACAUAAGACGUUGGAUAAAUGCCGCUGCUGGAGGUUCUAUCCGCAACCUCACUUUUGAGCAUCUCGAGGAAUUAAUUGAAGAAAUGGCGAGAGAUCGGGGCGAUGACAUGGAUGAGUACGACCGAAGGGGAAACAUAAAGUCUAAGGGUGAGUCAAGUGAAGUCCAAUCCCUACGAGCACAAGUCGCCAAACUCACAGUUCUAUUGGAGAAUUCAAAUGCGGUGACAUCAAUUCCACAAGACUCAAGCUACAAUUACACCAUGCAGACCCAAGAACAAGAGGUCGAGAAUGUCAACUAUGUGGCGAACAACCCCUACUCAAAUACAUACAAUCCAGGUUGGCGUAAUCACCCAAACUUUUCUUACAAAAACACCGGAAACACAGAAAAUCUGGCCAAUCAACCCCAAGCCCCAAGAAUACUCCAAAGACCCCAACAUUUUCAACCAUACGAGCAACGCUAUCAACCACAAGUAGCGCAACCCGUACUUGCACCGCAGCCGCAACCCAAAGAUGAGCUUAAGGAAUUGCUCCUAAGCAUGCAGAAACAACUGUCUGCUGAUAUUAGACAAACAAACAACGAGAUUCGAGGGAUGAAGAAUGAUCAAGACGAUAUCCGCAAACAAGUCGAGGGAAUCAACACACAUCUGAAGCUCCUAGACAAUCAAGUUGCCCAAAUGGCGUCAUCUUCAUCAAGGCCCAUGGGAACACUUCCUGGAAGACCUGAGCCUAACCCUCGGGAGCAUUGUAAUGUUGUUGAGCUAAGAAGCGGGAGAAAACUUGAAGAUAUUAAAUCCAAGGAGAAACAAAUCAAUAAAGACGGAGGUAAAGACGAUGUUGUCGAUCCCGACCCUGACAUCAAGGUGGCAAAAGAAGACAUCCAAGAUAAGGUCGGGAUCGACAACAUCGUCUUUACCUCCGUCUUUAUUGAUUUGUUUCUCCUUGGAUUUAAUAUCUUCAAGUUUUCUCCCGCUUCUUAG